AUGGCUGAGGGUCUGUGGCGAGGGCCUAGCGCUGAUCAGGAUGUUAGAUUUUCGGACAAAGACACGAAGCUCCUGAAGACACAGAGAUUCGCAAAAAUAUUUGAUAAACCUGUGGAUAUGAAGAAAGUGAAGAAGGAAGUAAUAUACCCGUGGAUUGCUAGAAGAGUGACUGAGCUCCUUGGAGUUGAAGAUGAGGUUCUAAUCAAUUUCAUUUUCAGUCUACUCCAAGACGAGGUGGAUCCCAAACGCAUGCAGAUACAGCUGACAGGGUUCCUGGAGAAUCACACGACUACUUUCAUGAAGGAAUUGUGGAAAAUCCUCCGUAACGCUCAUCGCAAUGAGCACGGGAUUCCGCAGAAACUUCUGGACGAAUUCGCCGAGGAGAAUGGAUUAAUUCCCACUGAGGUAGGAGAUGCGAGAAAAAAAGCGUUGGAAGCUGCUGCAAGGCUCUCGUCAGAUAUCCUUGAGGAGUCUCAAAAGGAACGCGGGACGAAAGAAGACCACGAGGUUCCGACGAUCGACGGAGAUGCAGAUUUGCAGAGAAGCAACCGAAGCAAUCACUUCCACGCACAUGACGAAGACUGGAGAAGGAAGCGCUCUCACAGUGCAGUUGAACGACGGGAUUUCAAUGCGCACAAGCGUAGAAGGUUCUCCAACCAUCAUGGAAAUCGUUACAAUCACAGCGAUCGAUUUCCACUCAAUAAUACCCAUAGAUUUGGUCGUUUUUCUGACUCUCACCAACAGCCUCAAUGGCAUCGCAACUUACGACGUAAUAGCUGCAACCCAACACAAUCAUGGUCGUCGGGAAAAGCAUACAAGAGGGAGGGAGCUGGAAGGUCCUUCCGAAGCAACAACUCUAACCGGCGUAUUUCCGCCAGCAUGACAUCAUACCCACCUGGAUUCAACUGCUCGCGGAAUGAGACUGAUUCACUGGCUGAACUGAAUGUCAACAUUGAACGGCAAAUGACUUACCCUCCUGGAUUUGAGAAAAAAAUCAACGCUGAGCCCCACGACAUACAAGAUACGCAGCAGCCCCAAUCACCACCCCCAGGAUUUGAAUGUCGUCGAGAACGACGUUCUCAGAUCCAACCAAGGAGUUUCAAGAGGCCUUCCUCUCCUCAAUUCAGCCGGAAGAGCCAGCCUGAGGCGCGCCUGAGUUUUGAAGGGCCAUGCGACAAAGCUAAGCACGCAGGACAGCCUCGGUGCACUGAGGGCUCUGCUGUAGCUACUCCUGUCACUGCUCAUGUUGAAAGCCAUCAGUGUGCUGCUGCGGCACAUCCUGCUGGUGGAUCUUUGGACAUUGGAGGUGCAACUGGACAGGUUGGUGUUGACGGUGGAAGGUUUGUUGGUGCUAUAUCUCAAGCUGCCUGCAGUUACGCACAAGCCUCUUCUAAAGCCUUGGCUGCUAUAGCUUGCGGAGUCAAAGAUCCUUCUCAUUGCAGAAGCCCGGACCAGCAAGAUUCGAGCCACCAGGUUGAAGACAUGGACAUUUCGUCUGAAGAUGAGUCGUGUGUGAAGAAGGGCGUGAUGGAUUCAGCAGGCUCCGCAGGAGAGUGGGAGGGUAUGGAGACAAGGGACGAGAGGAAGGCAAGGAAGAAGGAAAGGCGGCGCCACAAGGAAGAGAAGAGGGCACGGAAGGAGGAGAGGCGGAAGAGGAGGGAGGAGAAGCGGCAACGUAAGGCGGAGAAGCAGGCUGCCAGGGAGGCGAGCAAGAAGACGGAGAGCGGUGGAGAUCAUCCAGAUGACUGGGUGCCCCUCCCAAUCAUGGAACCUGAAGCAAUGAAGCAGGAUGCGGAGAUUCAAAUCUGUUCCCAGGAGUUCGAGGAGAGAGACAGAAGGUGGCUCGACACUGUGCUCCUGGAUGGUCCUGCUGACAUUUCACAACCUGAGGAGGAUCCUGAUUGGGUUUCCAUGCCGAAGUUGGCAGCAGCAGGCAAGGCUGUGAUGGAAUCUCAGGAGCAUCACAAGACAAUCACUGCAGAUGAACAGAGGAAAGCAGACCUGGAGAGGGAUUUGAGGAUGAAGGUGAUGCAUUCUUUUCAAGCAAGGCGCCUGACAGUUGGAGAUGCUGCUUGCCAGUAG
Closterium sp. Naga37s-1 is the source of this 2082-nucleotide messenger RNA. Lineage: Eukaryota; Viridiplantae; Streptophyta; Zygnematophyceae; Desmidiales; Closteriaceae. The record is from the annotation of a GenBank genome assembly.